CACACACAGAGACACACACAGGGAGUCAUGGAGGAACCAGCAGCGGGCGGACGGACUCUCCCAGCCCGCGGAGGAGGACUGCGGCUCCUGGCCUCGCUGCUCACCCUGUGCGGACUCACCUGCGUGAGCAGCAACCAUGUGAUCGUCCCAGCAACAGUGAAUGCCGUGCUGGGGAAGAACAUCACACUGGGCUGCAGAAUAGAGGUGGGCUCCAACCUCAGUCUCACACAGAUCUCCUGGGAACGUCGUCUUCCGUCGGGCACCAUAACCCUGGCAGUGUACAACCCCAAGUAUGGAAUCUCGUUCUCUGACGAAUACAUCCAGCGCGUCUCCUUUGUUUCCCCUUCAAUACAAGAUGCGACCAUCACCCUUAGAGAAGUUGGCUUUGCAGAUUCCGGCUCCUACAUCUGCAAAGUGGCAACGUUUCCUCUGGGCAAUACACAAGCGUCAACCUUCGUCAAUGUGUUAGUGGAGCCAAAGGUGUACGUGUCUGCCGGCCCCACUGCUCUGCUGGACGGAGGCAACGAGUCGCUGGUGGCCACCUGCAUUGCGGAGCGCGGCCGCCCCCCCGCUGAGGUUUUCUGGGAGACGGAGCUGUACGGGCGCAGUGAGAAGCAAAGUCAGGACGAGCCCAACAGCACCACCACCACACAGGUGCACUACCUGUGGCAGCCGCAGAGCUACGCCCAGGGGAAGAUGCUCACCUGUGUGGUGCGCCACCCGACCCUACAAACAGAGUUCCGAAUCCCCUACAUGCUAAACGUACAGUUUGUUCCAGUGGUAUCAAUUACUGGACCUGACAAAAACUGGUUUGUGGGUCAAGAGAACGUGAAGUUCACCUGUGGUGCCAAAUCGAACCCCCCUGCCCGCCACUUCACAUGGAUCAGGUUGGAUGGAUUGAUGCCGGAUGGUGUUGAGAUCUCAAACAAUACCUUCGCUUUCACUCGUCCACUGGAGCGCAAUGACUCUGGCGUAUAUCGCUGUGAAGUGAUGAAUGACAUCGGGCUCCGCAGUCAGAAUGUAAACCUCUGGGUACAAGAUCCUCCCCCCACCACUGCAGCCCCCAGCACCACUGCAUCGCGUCUCCACGACACCUCUGGAGCCGGCACUGCUGCGGACCAGCAGAGAGCCCUGUUCACGUCCCCGACCCUGGCGUCCUUACCCGACAGCAGCCUGGGUACGAUCAUAGGCGGGGCAGUGGGCGGAGUUCUGUUCCUGAUCCUCCUGCUGAUCCUGGGUGGGGCAUGUUUCAUGCGCCAGCGCAGAACCUUCCGGGGCGACUACUACACCAAACAGUACCUGGGACCCUCGGACAUGCAGAAGGAGUCGCAGCUGGAUGUGCUGCAGCCACAUGAGCUGCAGGAGGUCUACGGGGACAAGUCCAGCAAGGGCAGCCAGGAGCUGAAACCCAAGCUGGGUGGAGACAUCAUUUACCCCGACUACACCCCUGAACGCAAGGACAGGGACGACUGGUCUGACAAGGGAGACGUCCACAGGGGCCUCAAGGAGGGAAACUACUACCCUGAUCACUACAACACCCAAAACAUGCAUCCCUGCGGGCCUCCCGUGCACAGCCCCACAGUGAACAACGGCUCCCCCUACAUACCGGAGGACUGCUUUGACAAUGGUACAGACAGCGACUAUGUGGCCCACAUGGACGGAUCGGUGAUCUCACGCCGGGAGUGGUACGUUUGAGCAAAGGAGCGAACAACAAACUGACAAUUGACUGAGGAUAAUCUAACACGGGACGGAGAAAAAGAUCAAAAGUUGUGUCAUUUCAGUUACAGGAUGAAUAAAGUGUCUCUGCUGAGUUUCACAUUCAAGCUCUUCUAUCAAUACUGCUCAGCCUUGAUUGUAACCACUUCACCUUAAGGGUGUGUUUGGAUUGUAUUACACUUUUGUAGCUUUUCACAGAUCUACAAAUACGCUGGACUGCGCAGUCUUCAGAGGCUUUGACAUUCAGAGAAGUUUGAACUGAUCUGACUGAGGUUUUGUAUUCUGCUUGUUUGUGUUGGCAUCAGAUCACUGGUCAGGUGUUCAAACCCUCGUUAUUGAAGUAUUUAUAUCCCUGACUGACCCAGCUCUGCUCCCAUAAAACCUCAUAACUUCUGAGGCAUUUCGAAAAGGGGUUCGUCGACAGCGUUUUCACACGGCUGAAAUGUUAAUGGCCGCAACCAGUAUUUACAGCAAAUUCUUUUGCAUGGUUUUUCUUUUUUCGAAAACAAACAUGUAUCAUCAAGCUAAAGGGAAAGUCACAUGAUUAAAAGGGAGAAUUACACGGGGCGUUGUACUGCGGGAAAAGAAAGAUGAGACAUUACCAAAAAAAACUCUGAGUACCUUCUGUAAAUGAUCCAUGAAGUGCUAACUGUGUCACCUGACAGAGAGAGAGGUCACUCCCAGUCAAAGUAACUUUACUUUCAAACAAACUCAUGUUGUUUUGAUGAACUGUUCUUUGAGAAAUGCAACUGUGAUCUGAUUUCAUUUCUCCACACACAAAAAAACAGGACAGAACAAAGUUGCCUUACGGAGAAAUGACUGAAAAUGCUGGAAAUUCCUCUUUUUUUUUCAUUUUGCUGACUCGAUGAAUAAUCACAGUUACUGCUAACACUUGUGUUUCCUGUGGCUGUUUCACAAUAAGAGCCACUUAGAGCCGAUGUUUGUGUGGCAGCAGCAGUAACUUAAAGCAGCUCCUUGUCUUUGUAGAGAGAAAACAGUAGCUGAUGUUUUUGAGUUGGGUUACAUUGAUGCAUUGUUUUUCUAUUGAUCACUUGUGUUUAGGUAGUGAAGCUGAAUUCAGCUGCAGCCUCCACCAACAAAUACGACUACAUAGAUGCUAACUGAAUGUAAACACAUUAAAUUGCUGCUGUAGAGAAAGUGUCGAGCAUAGAUAGUAGAUCAAAAAUCAAUGAAAAAGUAAUUAUAACAUUAAUCAAAUACUCUCAUCAGUAUUGACAUGUCCUCAUGCAGCCACUUUCUCGCAGUAAAAUAGCACAACUCUUAUUACACUUGUCAGCAAAGUUCAGAAGAAGCCGACUGGGCCUUGGCGUUCUCCACUUAUCCAUGAUAACAGGCUGCAUCUCUGUCUUCUCCAUUUUCCUCUCCUUCUUAUCCUCCGGGCUCUGACUGCAAAACUAACACCAAUUGGUCAUUAUAGCUUUUUAUUUAAGCAGGGGAUCAAAGCAAAGUGUUAUAAAUACCAGCUGGGACUACAGCAGCUGUCAUCAUCCAACAUUAUGUGGCUCCAUAAACCACCAACAGUUUCACUGCUGCCGCUCGACACGCCACAGCCGGGAUUCACGGGGGUAAAUAAGCAAAGAAUUGAAACUUAUUGAAGGAGAAAAAGAAAGACGAGACGCACACAAAGUCAGACUCUGGCAUUAGCUUGGAUGAGUUUGAAGUAUAUUCAAAUACAUUGGAAACAUUGAGAGGGUCUGACGUCACCGCUGAUCACAGAACAGGCUUAAUGUUGGGGUUUGGCUCCUCGGAGGAUGCACAGCAAUCAUGGAAACUAGAAACUCAAUCCACGAGCGAGAAAAAAAAAGUGCUUUAAGAAACCACCUAGGUUAGAGCUGCUGCUGCUGCAAUGGCCCCCUGAGGGAUUCCUCUGUAUUUUUUCUCCUUUUCCUUUACAAACAACCAUCCCCGGCCACAUCGAGCUGAAACAAAAGCGUUGACAUCAUCAGUGAUCUCAUCGCUCGCUGCGUGAUGCCACCUCUCACUUUUCCACUUUGGUCAUAUUCGAUUCCUCUCAGGAACGACACGCGGAUCAAAGCGGCCUCUGCUAAAUCCUCACAUGAAAGAGCAAACAUACCCGUUUUGGAAACAUCCCCGUUCAAUCAAUCAGGGUGUUCGUUUGAACCAUAUAUAUGUGUGUAAUAGCGAGA
Molecule: messenger RNA, 3884 nt
Organism: Limanda limanda (common dab)
Lineage: Eukaryota; Metazoa; Chordata; Actinopteri; Pleuronectiformes; Pleuronectidae
Gene: nectin3a
Product: nectin cell adhesion molecule 3a
Exons: 6
Coding region: 28-1695 (555 amino acids)
Biological process (GO): homophilic cell-cell adhesion; heterophilic cell-cell adhesion
Cellular component (GO): apical junction complex; adherens junction
Source: RefSeq, a predicted model, not a curated record